Molecule: messenger RNA, 12200 nt
Organism: Porites lobata
Lineage: Eukaryota; Metazoa; Cnidaria; Anthozoa; Scleractinia; Poritidae
Source: the annotation of a GenBank genome assembly
AUGGCUGCCAACACAAGCGCUACGUCCGUUACGACAUCAAUUAAACCUAAUCCUUCGAAAAAAGAGAAAGAAACUUUGCUUGCUGUGUUGCAAUUUUUAAAGAAGAACAAACUACCUGUAAGUUAAAGGAUCGUAAUGUGAGUGACGUUACGUUUCUUUGAAAGGAAAAGUUUAAACGCUUCUUGUUGUGUCUGUUUCUUCAGGAAACUGAGAAGAUAUUUAGACAAGAGGUCAAUGGCUUGGAAGAUAUAGAAGAAAUAAAUCUGCAGACAACACCAGAUUCAGAGGCAGAUAUCUCAUCAGUAUUAUCUGCAUAUAAUAGGUAGGAUGAGAAAGUGCUUGAACGACGUGGACUUUAAAACAGAUCAUAUCAGAAACAUUUGCUUUGAUCGUCUCUAUCUGUCUGCCCACAGGGGGCCCACACAAUAGGUUUGUGUAGCCGAUUGUUAUUUUAUAGUAAAUGUACUGGAUUUACCGUUUGCUUCACCUAUAGCGAUAUAUCGCUAACUAUGUAUAUAAAUCAAUGAUAAAUAAACGUUGAAUUACCUUACCUGUGGUGUAUAGUCAUCCUUUUGCCUCAAAAGCGGUUUUUUUGAGCGAUUUUGAAUGAAUUUGAGUUCGCCGUUGACUGUUCCAUAUAAUAGAAGGACAAGGGAGGAAUCCUUGUUUUGAAAGGGUUCCAAGCGCCGGGCGAUUUUCACCCCAAAAAUCGCAUCGCUCCGCUUUCAAACUUCGCAGCAUAAAGGUUAAAAGAUUCACGAUUCUUCGUAUCUUCAAUCGAAAAUCCAUCCAAACGGCCCGGAGCUAGCCCUCGAAGAAAAUCAAAAAUCCCACAGUAUUCGGCGACUGGAAUUACGUGGCAAGAUCCAUAAGUGCCAGCCAGAAACCGUCCGCUGAUUGCCUCUUUUUUUGAUUGGAUGUGCGUUAAACAACAACAAGCGCUUACCAAGUCUUCUUCAUCAGUUAUUAUUUAACCAUUUGUUUUUAACGACAUCCAAUCAAAAGAGGCAAUCAGGGACGGUUUCUGGCUGCAGCAUUAUGGAUCUUCUCACAAUUGGAUGGAUUUUCGAUUGAAGGUGGACGAGAAGAAUCGUGAAUCUUUUUUACCUUUAUGCCAUGGGUUUGAAAGCGAGCGAUGCGAUUUUGGGGUGAAAAUCGCCCGGCGCUGGAACCCUUUCAAAACAAGGAUUCCUCCUUGUCCUUCUAUUAUGUGGAACAGUCAACGGCGAACUCAAAUUCAUUCAAAAUCGCUCAAAAAACCGCUUUUGAGGCAAACGGACGACUAUACACCACAGGUAAGGUAAUUCAACGUUUAUUUAUCAUUGAUUUAUAUACAUAGUUAGCGAUAUAUCGCUAUAGGUGAAGCAAACGGUAAAUCCAGUACAUUUACUAUAAAAUAACAAUCGGCUACACAAACCUAUUGUGUGGGCUCCCUGUGGUCUGCCAGAUAGAUUGAUCACACAAGCGCAAUGCACGUAAUUAAAAUAUUCUGAAUGCAAAGUUCAAUAAAUAUUACGUACCUUGAAAUCUACUCAUGUGAAAUGUGACUUAACACUAAGUUGUGUAUUGUCUUGUAACGUGUGGCUUGCUUGACUUUUUUUUUUUCAUCAUUAUCAGUGAUGCAGACCCAUCAAGAUAUGAAGACUAUUAUAGCAGGUAAACAAUGCCUAAAACAUUGCAACAUUUAAGACUCUUAAACCCCACUUUGGAUUAACUUGAAGUCACCCUACAAUUUUAUAUUACAGUAGGUAUGUCAAACCUGUAAUGUUACUUAAUAAUUUUUAUUAAUUUUCUUAUAGUUUACAAGCAUUUGUUGAAAAGUCUUUGGAUGUAUACAAGGUAAGAAUGUUAAUCCUUCCACGUUUUAUGAUCGACAUUAAAAAUGAAUUAAUAUGCUGAAAACUCGUUAUUGUUCUUAGCAUCAUCAUGUAUGGUUCAGUUUUAUCCUUGAUUUUUGUAUCUGUUAAUUUUUUGUGUGUGUUUGUGGUGAACUCAUUACCAUAUGCAUAGUUUACAGCAAAUUUAAAAACAUCAAUAUGUUUUUAAGGAUGUGAAAAAUCAAACUUCCUCUUACAAACACUAAAAAUAAUAAAUAUUGUGUUUUUAGCCUGAGUUGGCCAUGGUUUUGUAUCCAAUGUUUGUUCACAUGUACCUAGAACUUGUUUAUAAAGGAAGUGAAAAAGAAGGUAAGACUAACAAUUUAUUCUAGUCACACUUUUUAUACAAUUAUUGGAUGAGGUUUUUGUGAUAUCCAGAUCGAGGUACAUGUAACAAGGCUGUGCUCUAGCGGAGCAUGGUGGUCCCUGGCGCCAAACUCUUGCUCUCAAAAAAUAAAGAAGGACAAACACAGCAUUGCAUGGAACACAGUAUGACAUUGCUUUUGGAAAUCAUGCAUUGCACGUCCAAACUACUAAUCUGUUAGCAGAUAACUAACUUACCGGUAUGUGUUAGGUUGUGCUGCUGUAGGCUCUUAGCCAAUGAGAAGACAGAUAGUGAGUACAAUGUAUAAUAACAGAAGAGAUCUGACAGAGAAAUCUGGAACAACAGUGUUUCUAUAUAUGUUACAUGUACUCCCAUUGCCUGUGGUCAAGCCUAUGAAUAGCUUUGCCUUCUGUACAGGUAUACAGGUGCACAGGUUUUUCUGCUCUGGGGGAAGGUAAUGUGUCACAUAAAUUUAGGCUACCUGUUGGUUUGUUUGGGUAACUAACUAAAGUGUAGAUAACUGUAUUUACAGCGCAAUCCUUCUUUGCGUGUUUCCGUGGAAGUCAAGAAGAUUAUCAUGAAGAAGAUCUGAAUAAGUUAGCUGCUAUUACUCGACGUGAGCACAUGAAAAGUAAUGAGUUCAUGGGAACAUUAAGGUAUUGACAUGACAAAUAACUUAAGUGAUCUAGAUCUUAAGGGUUUUAAGGAUUACUGUGUAUCAGAGGCUAUAAAUGUAGUUUCUUUUUCAAAGUCUGUACAUGUAUUUGCUAAAAGUAGCGUUUCCCUAUCAGGGCAUAUCUGGUAGUCUAAUUAACUAUACUUUUUGCAACAUUUUGCUCUCAAAUGUCACUGUUAAACAAGAAGUUAAUUCAAUGUGAGCUACCACAACCAUUUCAAAACAGGCGUGGUGUUGCGCUGGACCUCUUCCGUCCGUUUACAUGCAAGUUAUCUGUCAUUAUUGUUUUAACACCAAUGAAUUGGUGUUGAAAAAUAUUUCAGCUCUCAAACAGAAAUUUGAUAUCUCUGCAUGGCAAUGUAAUAUCCUUUAUUCAAAAAACAUUUGUUUUGCUAUUGUAGGAGUAACAAGUUUGUGAUAAGGAUGUCAAAGGAUACAUAUCAAGUUCUGAAGAAACAUUUACAGGUGUGCUAGAAGUUUUUUCCUUCUUCAGGUUCUGUUUCCAAUAUUUUCCACCAGUUUCACAUCUAUCAUCCAAAGCUGUGGUCCCUAGACAAUUUUGAUCUCAAUUCCAGUCAAGAAUUUUUGUGUUUUUCACAGUAAUAAAUUUGUAUAUUGUUUUAAGAUUAUUUUACAGCAAUUCAGCGAUUUCUCAUGGCAUUUUAUUUUACAGGACCAACAACAAGAUCUCCUGCUGACCCUAAUUCAACAACAUCUUCAUUUUGACGGUAAUUUAAUUUGUUUUCACAUGCAGUCAUAUAGUAUAUUAUGUUUCUGAAGAGUGCAGGGUACUCUGUACAAGCAUUUUGCUGGCCUUAUAAAUAGCAAUUCACACAUCCAGCAAUGUUUUUUUCUUUCCGUCCUUGGACAGUUUUUGAAGGAAGGCCAAGAAACAAGCAAACGAUAGAAGCCACUGCAGGUGCAGUGACAGGCGAGGCAACAUUUGAAGGUAAGUUGAGCUCAGAUUUUGGUGGUGAGAACAGUAAUGGUGGUGAUGAUGAUGAGGAGGAUUGAUGAUUGAGGAAUGAGGAGGAGGAGGAGGAGGAAGAGGAUGACCACAGCAAUAAGAAAGACAAUGGGAUUUUUUUAGGUUUAAAAUAACUCAUUGAUAAAUUGGUAAUAAUUAUUAGUAAUUGUUAUUCCAAUAGGAAAAGAACUCUAUCCUUUCUUAAGACUUCAACUUCAGUACAUGUAGUUCUUUUCUUGAGCAUGUUGUUUUUAUCUUUUUACAGCUAAUAAGAGCAAGGUAUAUUAUGGGAUUCCACCAGAGCCUGAUCUUGGAGUUGUAAUAGAAGAAGAGAAUGAAGAUGAGGAUGAUAAAGACAAACCAAAGGUGGCAUUAUCAUCAUCAUUACAAUCAUAUUAACAAAAAACUGUAAAUCCUAAGAGUCUACACUGUAAAUUGCAACAUAACUGAUUUUGUCUUUGUUUGCUUACAUUUUUUAGAAAAAGAAAGUAAAAAAAGAUUCAAAUGGGCCAGGUAAAGAAGCCUUCGGUAUAAAUAAAUACUGACGAAGACUAUACCAGUUACUAAGAUCUUUAAAAAAAAACUUAUGGCUGUUGAGCCACUGAAAACAUUGAUUACCAACAAAUCAUUUACUCUGAGGAACGACGAGCGCUCAAAAUGUGCUUUUAGUCUGCUUGCGUGGUAGCUAAUUUCGAGUUUACGAACUCAUUUUAUAAAGCCAUAUUUUGGUGCUUCACUGUCACUCUGUUCCACAACCCCUAAAAAGAUUCCAUAAGACAUAAGAAAAGCCUGAACUGUACCGUAAAGGUUAGUCUUGAUGACAAUUUAUUAGACUGUUCACAGUCCCCUAUUUUUUCGUGAGAUCGUUUAGAUAUACCGCGUCGUACCGUCACGGCUACAUCUUGAUUUUCAAAUGUACCGAGGGGGGGUGUCGGGGAUAAUAGCUCUGGUGGGGGGGGCGGGGACGAGAAAAAUAGAGGGACUGUAAUAACAACACUGCAGCUCGCGUUCACGGAGCGCGUUGUACCAGCAACGCAGGCCUUUGAUUGGUCAUUAGACAAUGGAUGUUUAUUUGCGUUGACAACGGGUUUAGUUUAAGUUGCCGACUCUGAAAAGUCGUUGACAAGUCGAUAUUUCCAUAAAACGUACGCUUUCAUACCACAAGGCACAUCUUGCGCAAAAGCACGAAGGAAUUUUGGUAUUUUGAUUAGAAAAAUGUUUUCUUGUGUGUGUUUGCCGAUUUUAUUUCGAGGAAUGGGCCUAAAAACAUUAUAAAAUCACCGUUUCCCUAGGAGAUAUUUGUAGACACGCGUAAUCGAUGCUAAAUGUGUCUGGCAUGUUUUUCAUCACCGGCGGAGUUUCUUAAUUAAUGAAUGGUAAAAGGCGUGAAAUUCCUGUCACGCCUCCUGAACGCGAGCUGCAGUGAUGUUAUUACAGUCCCUCUAUUUUUCUCGCUUCCUCCCAAACCGCCCCCGCCCCCUAAGUAGUUUUGACACUCAUCUAAGAUGGCAGCCCGUAACGCAAAGCGCUCGAUCUCGACGAUCUUACGGAAAAAUAGAGGACUGUGAACAGUCUAACAAUUUAUCCUCGACAACUUACAGCAGUGGCAGAUCCAGACCUUCAGAUAAGGGGGGGGGCGCGGUCAUCCAGACCCUGAGAUAAGGGGGGGCGCGGUCAUCCAGACCCUGAGAUAAGGGGGGGCGGUCUCAAAAAAAAUUUUUUUCGGGCCUUCGGGCCUCAUUUUGAUCUAAAACUGGGGGGGGCGGGUCCCCCAGGCCCCUCCACUGGAUCCACCACUGUACAGUGCAAGGUAGUUAUAGAGUAAUGAGUUUCACAAUGACCUGAUACACCUCUUUAGGAAAGAAGAAACAAGAACACAACCCCAAUGCUCCACCACUCAACCGGCAGAUUCAAUUUCCAGUCAUGUAAGUAUGUUACUGGAAAUACGAAAUGCAUUACUGUAGGCCUGUUUGUGGUCCCACUAGAUACAGCAUUGCUCAUGCAAAGGUAAGUUAACACCCUCUAGUGAAACGUGAAUCGCAUCGCACGCUACACAAUUCUCAUCGUGCGCUUCACGAUUCUGUAUAGCAAAGCACAAUUCUUGCAGCGCGCGAUGCUCUAAACACUGUAAGUAUCAUCUUGUGUAAUUCUAAGAAUCUUUUUUGUAAAACCUUACCGUGACUAACAUGCAAACAGAUUUAACUGCUGUGACCUACAGACUGUUGAGUAUAUCACAGGAAAAAAUAACAGAUUCCCAUUUUUGGAUAUUUUUGGGUUUUUAAAGAAUAGCUAUAAAAAUCUCAAAUUUGGCAAAGUGAGACAAGUCCCAAGCAGGGAAUUCCCAACCAAGUUCCCAGAUUGGGAUUUGUCUCACUCUUCCAAAUUUAGGAUUUUUGUGGGUAUUCUUUAAAAACCCAAAAAUAUCCAAAAAUGGGAAUCCGUUAUUUUUUCCUGUGUAUAUUCACCUUUUUAAGAGAUCAACAUGUCGGUAUGUUCUUAAACUUUUUGUCGGAAGCCUCUUGGAUUGUAAGCCAUGAUAGAAUAACCUACAUAGCCGUACUCAGUUUGUGGAGAAGGUAGAUUGUUUAUAUACAACAGUGUACACAUUGGCUGUUGAUUCUGUUUUUCUCUACUCCAGCCACCUGUGCUUACAUUUGACCAUGCCCAAAACCAGAGUUAUGUCGCCCAAAAAUUUUAUCAUGCUCAACGGCAUCCUAUCAUCUUUAUUACGUUUGUUUUGUCUCAUCAAAUCUUAAAGAAUGAAUCGUAUUACACAUUUAACUGGCUUGUUCUGUCUCAUUAUCGCUUAAAGAACGAGAUCUAUUACAUACACUAUUUACUAAGAAUUUGGGCGACAUAACUCAGGAUUUCGGGUGACUUUACUAAAACUUUCAAGCAUCAUAACUUUGGGCGACUUGACCGGUUACUAGUCUAACAUUGACACUAUUUGAAUAAGAUUCGAUUUUAAAGUGGAGUUUUUCACCUUGCAGGAAAGACAGUGAUAAACUAGUGAAGAUAACUUUACUGAGAGAAGCUUCUAAAAGAGUAACACUUAGUCCUGAUAAUCUUCCCUCUAUCUGCUUUUACAGUGUACUCAAUGCUCAUUCAAGGUAAUAACAAAAUUAGCAUUAAAGGUGGCUGAAUCUUUCAAAAUUUCGUGUUGUUGUUCGCUUAAGUAUAAAUACUCCCACGUGAAAUUACUUGCUGAAGAGGUUUCAUCUGAUUGGCCACACCAGAAAAUUUAGUCCACAGACUCAAAAGAUAGAAGUACACUCAUUCCAAAUCAAAACAAAAGAAAUAUAUCUUGCAAAAACGCCGCCGGAGACAAUUCAUUUCAGUACACCCUGGGUUUUCGUUUGUUAACAAGCAAGGAAGGAUUAGCAAAAGCAAUGAAUUUGCAAAAACUGUUUAUGGCUUUUUUGCAGUAUGUGUUAGUGCAAAUUGCUUACUCAAGAGAAGUGUAAGUCAGGCAAUCUCUCUGUUUGAACAGUACAUUAUUCAUGUGCGCGUGACGAGCAAUGUGCAUCAAAUUAUAAAACAUUGUUAAGUUUUCAUUAUAUCUAAGAGUAAGGAGGAUUUAUGAAAAUGACAGAGUUGCGGAGAUGACCUUUCAACAUUAUUUCUGUGUCAAAAUAUCUUAUGUACUUCGUAAUGAAUUAAUACGUCUCUUAAUCUUCUUGCUUUUCUCGUAGUUUAAACACGGUUAGUAUAUCAGAGGAUUCGAGCCUCCUAUCCGGUGGAUUUGAGGAUAGCAGUGUUCGUGUUUGGAGCCUGACUCCCAAGAAACUACGCAUGCUCAAACCGCCCUCUGAACUUGCUCAAAUCGAUAAGGAAGCAGGUCAGUGAAAAUUACAUUGUCAGGUAAUAAACAUCUUGACCAAUCACAACAGACAGACACUCAGAUCAUCCAAUCAGAGAGUUGGUCUGAAUACAUGUGGCGGGAAAACACAGGGCGAACGUCAGUGAAACAGCAUAAGGCCCAACCUCGUUCCCAGGGUUCUCUCCUACCCGCCCUAGGAGAGAACCCUGGGAACGAGGUUGCAUAAGGCCAAACCUCUGUUUCAAAGCGAGGCUAAGUGCAAAGCCAUUAAUAUAGAAAAAUUGUUUGGCACUUAGCCUCGUUUUGAAAGAGAGAGUUUUGGGAAGACGGAAAUGACCUAUUGGAUUGAUUAUGCGCGUGAUUGGCUAAUUGGCAUCUGGGGUUAAAUGCUUGCAACGUCUAAGGCAAAAACUCGCCGGCCGUUUGACAUCCUCUAUACAACUACGACGCGAGAUUUUUCCUAAUGAGUCGUGUUGUAAAGGCGUGAACCAGUAGAGUGACAAUUUUUACCCUUCCACUUUCAACUUGGAUGCGGUCCUCUACAAUUUAAGAAAUUCGCGUACAUUUAAGCGAGAUGGAAUAAUAACAGUGAAACUCAGAUGCACUUUUUCAGUGAUGCUUUCACAACAUGCUGCGAGCUGCCUGACUAUUAACGAUGUAUCUUCAUCGUCUUGUUUUUACAGAGGACGUACUUGAACGAAUCAUGGAUCACAGGUUUGUAAAUUUUGGAUUAAAGUAAAUGUACGGUUUUAAAUGAAAAAUAACGGCUUGUAACUGAUCCCGCAAGUAAAUAUGAAAGAGCGGCGUCUAUCCAGUAUCGACCAUAUUACAUUUUGCAUUUUGUAUGUAUUGUAUGGUAAAAGAGUGCCUACGUCAUGAAGUUCUGCGAGGCACGAGCCAUUUACCAGGUUUAAAACUCCCCAAACUUUACCUAGGAACUUGACUAGACAUGCUUUUACGCCAUUAUCUAUUUUCCAAUGACUGAGCGAUUUGUCGCGCGCUGAUUGGUUGAGAGCUAUGGUCGAUGAGAGUUUUUACAAAUGCUUAAAACACUCGCCAGCGACCAGUUGUUCCAACUUGAAUUUUGAAUAUUUUGACGUCAUUUCUAUGGUCAAUAAGAGAACAGAGCAUGGAAAAUUGUUGUUUAUUUGUUAAACUGACGCUUUUGUCGCUUUUGUCAGAACUGCUGCAGAGUGUAGACGCUUGAUCGGUCAUUCAGGACCCGUAUUUUCAACGAGUUUUAACAACGAUAAUUCCUUUCUUCUUUCAUCUUCAGCUGACAGAACGGGUAUUUACUAUUGCUUUGUUGUUGUUGUUUAUAUUUUUGUUUUCUUUUGUUUUCAAUUUUUUAAAGUGUUCCUGGGAAUUAUGACACAAGCUAGGUGCAUUUAUUAGUUGACAUUAUGUUUGGUUCUAACGUUUCUUUUUUUGUUCUAGUUCGCCUCUGGAGUCUGUAUACCUUCAGCUCUUUAGUUUGUUAUAAAGGGCACAACUACCCAGUCUGGGACGUGCAGUUUUGGUGAGUUAUCUAACUUUCUGGAUUUAUGGCUCUCUGGAACAUGGUUAGUUUGACAAAGCUGCGCUCACUUAAGAUCAGUUAAAUGUCAUAGCAAAUAAUUACUUCAGGCCAAUCACAAUACGAGCUGACAAUCAAAUGAGCCAAUCAUAAGUCAAAACAAAUGGUGCAGGCGGCUAAAAGCGCGGGGAAAUAGCUCGGAUAACCAUGACGAAUGCGGUGCUAUCUUUUGAAAAAGCCUUGAAAUUAGCGGUCUUAGUUUGAUAGUGCCCCAUUCCAAAUGCAUUGACACUGGUAAGGUUCUAUUAAAAAUGGAGUUUCUUUUUUUUCGAGUUGGCCAUUUGGCUAAUACCCAUGUCCGACUUGGUGAAUCUCUCCACAGUCCACGCGGACACUACUUCGCCACAGCAUCACAUGACCGUACAGCCCGACUAUGGAGCACAGACCACCCGCAGCCACUCAGAAUCCUGGCUGGUCACGUAUCUGAUGUCAACGUAAGAGUCCUACCUAUUUUUUUAUUAUUUUUUUAAUAUCAAGGAAUUUGCGCAAAAACAUAGUUGAAAUUUCCCGUUUUAAAACAGAGUUCGUCUUUGAAUAAUCACGAGCAUUCUCAUAAGAUUUUAUGGGCUCAAUGAGAGAUAGUUAGUUAAUCAGAUUCGCAGCAUUUCUGGGCAGAUUAUUUUCUAGUAACAUUUAGGGGGCGAUUCUUUGUCCCAAAACCACAUUUUUCUCAAUAGGUCACUCAUGAAGAAACAUUUUAUAGUUUGUUUUGUUUUCUUUCCUUUUCUUUUCUUCCAUUUAUUCGGUACUUUUAUUGUGAUUCUUGUAGAUUUUAAUACAUCUCAACUUGUUUGUUAAAUAAUAUCGUUUUUUGUCCUUCAGAGAGUUGCUUUUCAUCCCAACUGCAACUAUGUCGCGACUGGAUCAUGUGAUCGGACCGUGAGGCUCUGGGAUCUAAAUACGGGCAGCUCGGUCCGGUUUUUUACCGGCCAUAAGGUAUGCGAGAAACUGGGUACUGUUAUUUAUGUUUAUGGACGAAAUCCUAUUUUGUAUGACCUUUCGGUUUAAGCAUCGGCCGCAAUUCUUCUGAGUGGUAGCGUUCUUUCAAUUUUUUUUAUAAUCUAGGAAUUGUCUUGAGGCGAUAACUUAUGGUUUUCGUUUAUUUGUAGGGAGCCAUCUAUUCGCUGGCAUUCUCUCCUGACGGACGCUAUCUUGCUUCUUCAGGUUAAUUUCCUGGAUUUUCCAGUUCGUUGUCGAUCAGCUUUUCGUACUUUGAAUACCAAUACUGAAUACCAGUGUUUUGUGAUCUCAUUGGCUCUUUUUUUACUCAGGUGUUGACAAACGCAUCCUCGUUUGGGACCUGGCAGAGGGGACAUUAUUGACAGAGCUGAAAGGGCACACCGAUACAGUGUACUCAAUGCGUUUUAGUCGCGACGGGAAUAUGUUAGCUUCAGGUAGGUAUGACCAUUCUCUUUCACGCGCUUACCACCUUAGAAACAAGAAAAAAAACUUGGCCGAAUUAACUUUCGCAAUGACGUCAAGGACAGUUACUAGGGACAAAAAGUUCGGCUCCAGGUACCCUAUCGUUUCAAAACGAAAUUGAAAAAAAAAAUUAUAUAUGAAUUAUUAGUUAUAAAUCUUGUAGUAAAUAGUUAUAUUUCUUCACCUGUCUGAUAUUAUUUUUAUACUUAUUGUUACAUGUACCAUACCUUACAUUUUGUCAACUCAGUCUAUGUAAUUAGUUAAUUUAUACUUACUUUCAUUGUAUUUUACUUUCGAUCCUGGCCUUACUGUUACUGUUAACUUUAUUUUUACUCUGAGGGAACCCAAUGUCUAUAAGCCUCAUGGUUUCUUUUUGGGCUUCCUCGCCACUUUCAUUUGCUUUUGUGUAACUGUCUUGUUUUAUCGUUAUUUGUAUUUUGUGGUAAAUCAAAUAAAGUUAUAAAGUUAAAAAUCAAAACAAAAAAUUGACCAAUAGCUGAUCGGCACGUCCCCAGUAACGAGCAUCUAUGCACAUUUAUGGGAACAAAAGAAAGCGUUUUCAUGAGAAAAGACUUCAACUGCCACAGGGUUGGUUUGGGAAACCAACAUGGCCACCGUUUCAUUGUUUUGGAAUAACAAUGUAGCCGCCGUGACGUCAUGUGAAAACGCUCUAUUGCAAGACGCAUUUCGGCUCCAGGUACCCUCUCGUUUCUAAAGUGGCAAAUUCUUUAUUUUUGAUUCAUUCAUCCAUCCAUUUAUUUUCAGGUGGUGUGGAUAGUUGCGUGAAGCUGUGGAAUGCUCACGCCAUUUGUAACCCUGAUGAUGAAGACGAUGAAGCGAGUAGAGAAAAGUAAGUUUGAAAAUCAAAAGUUGCGACACUUCCUUUGAGAGUCUGCUUACGGUUUUACAUAUAAGUAGUACGACCUCCACUUCGAUUAGAAGUAGAUCGGUCUAUUUUUAGGCCCAAGACAGACCACAGGCUAAAAUUACGAAGGAAGAAUGCAACAUACCAUGUGAUUGAUCAUUGUAUCGUAUUCAACGAGAAAUCGAAAUACGGUCUGCUCGAUUCCACAACUACAGUUAAGAGUCGACAAAAUAGACUUAGUAUUUCGUUUGAAGUUCUUAAUUUAUCAGUCUCUCACCUCAGGGCCAAUCAGAUUAUAUAUAUAUAAGAGAAAGUUCAGAUCGACUUCGCCAGAAAAUCUUGCUUGUCUUUUCUUUCUGUUCCUUAGCCACACGUCAUCCAAAAGUGAGACGCUAGAAGUUGGAUCCUACCCCACAAAAAGAACGCCAGUACAUUGCUUACAUUUUACUCUUAGGAAUCUGUUACUAGCGUCAGGUCCUUUUACACCGGUUUCCUGACCAGCAAACAAGCUACUGUAAAUCUGUAAAUAUAUAAAAGGAAAAUUCCUGUGGCCUCCUAUGCAGAGGUUUUCUUAGUCUUAAGGCGUAAAACAAGUCAUAGCUACAUGUAGUAUAAUAACCCCACGAAUAUUUGAUAAAAAUCUUGUAAGAUACAAUAAAUAAAGUUUAUUUG